Magnusiomyces paraingens is the source of this 1590-nucleotide messenger RNA. RefSeq lists its product as uncharacterized. The transcript is spliced from 3 exons. The record is from RefSeq and is a predicted model, not a curated record. NCBI's taxonomy places the organism in Eukaryota, Fungi, Ascomycota, Dipodascomycetes, Dipodascales, Dipodascaceae. Gene Ontology annotation, molecular function: protein heterodimerization activity. Gene Ontology annotation, cellular component: nucleus; CHRAC. Bases 1 to 1590 code for a protein of 529 amino acids.
AUGACGGAAAUAGAGCCCAUUGAAAUAGACAUUGAAGAAAACACCAAACCCGCUGAUUCCACUGCUGGCUCUUCCAGUCCACACGAAGACGCAAUGGAUGUUGAUGUUGAUGUGGAUGUCCCAGAAUCUUCUAAAUCUGCUAGUAAUACCCCAAGCGCAGGCGCGUCAAUCAAUGAGACUAACGAGCAAAGCUCAGUGAACUCUCAAGAAGCCGAAAACGAUAAACAGGCCUCUUCAUCAACAACCCAAAAACCAGCUCAAUCGCAGUCUCGUCCAGUUGGUAGACCCCGUGGUAAAGGAAAACAAAAACAAACGUCAAACGAGAAUAAUAAGAAACCCCUCGACGAAACUUCAGCCAGGAAAGACACUAUCAACAAUUCAUCAAAGCCUCCAUCCAAGCUGCCUGUUGCUAGAAUUAAGCGGAUUGUAAAACAGGAUUAUGAUAUUGUAGCAAUUUCUACGCCGGCAGUUUAUGCUGUUGCUGCAGCCACGGAACUUUUUAUCCAAUUUUUCACAGAGCAAGCAUUACUGAGAGCUCGAAGUGACAAGCGCAAAAGAUUAACUUAUAAGGAUUUUUCAUCUUCUGUUGAAAGCAUAGAGCAACUUCAGUUUUUAAAAGAAUUGAUACCACAGCCCAAAAAGCUUUCUGAACUUAUUUCUCGAGGUCUGGUAUCUCAACCUGAACUUGGUAAAGGUCAAACAACUUUGGAAGGUUUUGGUGUUGGAAGUAGUGGAUCAACUUCUUCUAACGGUAUCAACCAGAAUGGAGAGCAUGAUAAUUCUCAUCAUGAUGGAGGUGACGAAGAUACUGGCCUUGAUGAAGACGAAGAGGAUGAACUAUUUUUGGUUGGUGGAAAGAAACUGGCACAAAAGCAAGAUGAUGAUGUGAUUAGCGAUGACGAAAUGGAUGACGAAAUGGAUGAUGAUGAUGAUGAUGAUGAUGAUGAUGACGAUGAUGACGAUCAAGAUGAUGAACAAGAUAAUGAACAACCUCACGAGGAUGAAGAUUCUGACGACAAUUUAGAAGAAGAUGAGAAAGGCCAAGAUAAUGAAGAUACACACAGUCAAAACAGUGAAUCCGAAAGUGAGUCUGAAAAUAGAUUAUCAAGACGGAAUUCAAACGAUUCAGAUGAAGCUGAUAGUGAUAUGGAGGUAUCUGAUUCUUUGGGCACAAGAAAAUCUGAUAAAGAUAAGAAAUCGCACACAAACGGUGAUAAGAAAUCUGCAGACUUAGAAGGUAAAAAUUCUGUUGGCCAGUCACACGACUAUAGCCCAUUUCACAGUGAUGCAGACCGAACUGCUAUUGCAGCCAAAAAUUCAGCUUCUGUUGGUACCGGUGCACCUCCAACCAGAGCGCGUCGUCCCAAAAAGCACAGACAUCUUAUGCCUGGAGGUGGUGGUAUAAUAUUUAUCAAUGAAACGGAGAAAGUUGCACGAACAAUUAAGAACCGUGAAACUAAGAAGCAAAUUCAGAAACAGCAAGAAGGAAGUAAUGGAGAUGAUGAUAUCGAAAUGGCAGAUUACUCUUACGGGAAUUCUGAUGGAAAGGGUGCAAGCGAAGACGGUUCUGACGAUAAGUCUAAUAAGUAA